Messenger RNA from Trametes versicolor FP-101664 SS1, 5084 nucleotides. RefSeq lists its product as uncharacterized. Gene Ontology annotation, cellular component: cytoplasm. The coding region runs from base 15 to 4745 and encodes 1576 amino acids. The transcript has 8 exons. The record is from RefSeq and is a predicted model, not a curated record. NCBI's taxonomy places the organism in Eukaryota, Fungi, Basidiomycota, Agaricomycetes, Polyporales, Polyporaceae. Gene Ontology annotation, molecular function: phosphatidylinositol binding. Gene Ontology annotation, biological process: regulation of GTPase activity; signal transduction.
CAAACGGUACGCCCAUGCGCGACCGCACGCACCGUAACGACUACUCGUCUUCUGCCACAUCGUCUCCAGCGACCGUCCGUUCUAUGGCGUCCUUCUCUACGCCGCAGUCCCUCUCGCACCAGAACCAUGCCUCUUCCUCCGCUGCUGCUGCUGCUGCCGCGGCAGCCGCCGGCAACCCCGCCGUGCCAACCAACCAAUUACUCGCUGUCGACGGCCUGCUAGCGGCACACGCGGGCUCACCCAACCCGCCGCUCGCCGCACUCGAGACCGCUGUGGGCGAGCGCAACUCGCUCUCCGCGCAGAACACGCAGCUGUGGAAGCUCAUCGAGAAGCAGCGCUCCGGCUACAACCACAUCAUGAAGGAGCUUGAGCGUAUGCGCGGGGAGCGUGACCUGUACCGCGGUCGUCUACAGUCCCUAGGCGAGAACACGGAUAACAUGCUGCGCGCGCACCGCGCGAAGGAGAAGGCGGAGGGCAGGGAAGGUUCACUCCGGUCGGCGUCGUCGAAUUCGCAGUUGAAAGCAAAUGAUAGCGGCGCAGGGUCGUCGAGGGGGAAUAAGUUGGAUCCACGCGCACAGUUGCUGAGGACGAGCUCGGACGAAACCCCUUCACGUCUCCACCAACUGUCAUCCUCCCGUUCCUUCGACCCCACCCAGUCAACAAGUUCCGAUCCGCGCACUCCUGAGCGCAAAGGCUCGACAGGCACGCUCCAUUAUACCCGAUCGGAAUCCCCGGCGAUGCUGAGUUCGGCGAGCAACAACUUUCUGACCGCAUCCCAGCAAUCAUCUUCCAGUCAGAUCUCUACGUCGAACUCUAUGACAGCCUCGUCACCGCUCGCUACCAGCACUCGGGUUGCCGAUACCACCACUCGCAGGUCGCCGCCGUUGACACAAAGCCCAACGGAGGAGAGUCAUCAACAGCAGCAGCCUCAGUCAGCCGUUCCUGCACGCUCAGACUCACUUUCACUCUCAUCCACUCCCGCCCCAUCACCUUCGACCGCGACGCCACCGACGAAAGUCAGCUCUCCGAGAGGGACUGGCGACCCUGUACUAGGCUCGUGGAAACCUGAAGGUCCUCCCCGCCCUGCGCCUCAACCGCCCCAACCUCCGGUGCAACCGCAAAGCUCAGUCAUGUUGACGCCAGCGAGCCCCGUGAAGCCUACGGCCCCCGCAAUCAACGGACGGAGCCAUGGCGUGCCGCCAAUUGAUGGCCCCUCGUCUGCUAUCAAUGGGGUAGCUACCUCAAACGUGCACGCGACCUCGAACUCGCGUCCCCCACCGAUACAACCUCCCCCGGCGCAGCCUGAGCCCACCAAGGUGAACGGGACGACCAAUUUGGCGGUGCGUCCUCAACCAUCAUCUCGGGACUCGCAGAUCUCCCUGCCGGAAGAGACAAAGCGAUACUAUGCGUCGAUGGCAUCGCCGGCGGUAAGCCCCGGGAUGAAGUUUACAUUCCCGUCCGCGCCGAGCUCGCCUCUCGUAAAGGAGACGCACGAUAGCGGGAGCGUCAACGGAGUCGUGCCCGCUGGAGUCGGACUGGGUAUACCGAACGACGCCAGUCAAGCUCAGGGACCAGGUGGCCGAGGACGAACAAACGGGCGCGUGGCAGGGUCAGAUCGGGCAGGAUCUGUCACCACCACGGAGGAAGGCGCCGAAUUCCUUGAUAUGGACGACGAGGACAGCGCUUACGAUUCAGGAGCAAACGGUGCCAGCAGCGGCAGCGCACAGGUCGCUUCCUUCGACGACAGCACUGCGCAGAGCAGCGAUAGCGGCGACGCCCGUGCACGCGAUCCCGAAAUGGCCGAGCCACUCGCCGUCGAGGACUUCCCCCUCCCGCCGUCGUCGCAGUACGCGCCAUCUGUGAGCAUGUCCACCCGCCAGGGAACCUCAAUAGACACCCGGGACAGUCGGCCAUCUCUCUCCACCUCGGACUCUCACGUCAAUCUAGCGCCCUUUCAUGCAUCCUCGCAAACCCUGGUCUCUGACCAGCCGCCUCCCUCCCCGUUCCCCCUCCCCCUCCCGCAGGGCCCGCCCCGCAUGGGCUUCCGCGCGCUCCCCCUGCUUGCAGAGGACCUCAAGUACACCGAGGUGGUGGUGUCAACAUCCACGAUCCGGCCAAACGAUCGUGGAAAGGAGGUACUGUCCUUCAUCAUCGCUGUCGACCCUGGCCGCGGAAAGGAGUCCUGGAAGAUCGAGAAGAUGUACAGCGACGUACUCGGGCUGGACACGCGAAUGCGGGCGACGGUGGGGAGGAGCGCAGCGAAGAAGUUGGUGACUCUGCCCGAGGGGCGGCUGUGGCGCGAUCAUGCGCCAGCGAAGGUCGACCAGAGGAAGACCGCACUCGAACAAUACUUGAGGUCCGUCAUCACCCUCCCCGUCAAGAACAAGGACGAGAUCGUCGCGUUCUUCACCUCGGACAUCGUACGAGACGCCGCAAAACCCGUUUCCCAGGCAGGAUAUAAGGAGGGUUAUCUUACCAAACGCGGUAAGAACUUCGGUGGAUGGAAGACACGGUUUUUCGUCCUGCAGGGCCCCUCCCUGGAGUACUAUGAAAGUCGCGGUGGUACGCAUCUAGGCUCGAUCGUGAUCGCCGGUGCCCAAAUCGGACGCCAGCAGCGGACGCCAGAGAAGCGCGAGGGGGACGAAGACAACGAGUAUCGCCACGCCUUCCUCAUCAUCGAGGCCAAACGCGCCCCCAACGGAUCCACUGCGCGCCACGUCUUGUGUGCGGAGAGCGACCAGGAACGUGACUCAUGGGUGGAGGAGCUUGUGCGAUAUGUGACCGGCACGUACAACGAUGAACAGGUCCCUGUGUCCAGCGUGAGCGGUCCAAGCCCAGUCUCCAUGUCGAGCGCAGCACAAAGUCCUGCGCCACGCUCGAGCACGAGCUCCAAUCCCCCGACCGAUCUACAGACGACACCUGUGCGGCGAACCACGAAGGAGAUGGUCGUUAUCGCCAAGGGCCCGGCCAUGCCCAUCUCGCAACUCGCGCCCGACGGUAGCAACGCGAAGCUCUUCGGCGGCGCUGCGUACCCCGAGAUGGUGUCGAACAGCCCCGCAAAGUCCCUGGCGCCCUCGUUCUCGGAGCGUGUCGAGGUGGACGCGCCGCCGUUGUCGAGCUCUCUCCCUGUCUCGUCCCCGCUCGUGGAGGAGCCCGAGACGUCGGUGGGGCUCGGCCAGCGUGCCAACUCGGAGCUCGGGCACUACCCCGACCUCGUCGACCAGCGCACGGCAACAGCACGGUCCCCGGAGCAGAUCAAGCGGAAUAAGAUGAAGCGCAUGUCGAUGAAGCCGCCCUCGAUUCCAGAGCGGUCCUCCUCGCCGGAGAAGGACGCUGGGCCGAACACGCCCCGGGUGGACGCUCACGGCAAAGUCAAGAUUUCGGGGCCCAUGAACGGGACUCCCAUCCCUGCUGGUUACAAGUUUGGCGGCAAGGACGCGCCGCCGCCUGAGCAGCCGCCACCUUUGCCCACCACCACAAGCAAUGAUCGACGGGAGAAGACGAAGUCCCGGACGUUCAAGAACUGGGGCUUCGGCAGAGCGCACGACAAAGCCGCUGCGGUGGCAAUGCCGACAUACAUCCCUCGGGCGGUGUUCGGUGUGAGCCUCGAGGAGUCCCUUGAUGUCGCGCAGAUUGCGAGUCUGCCCGCGAUCGUCUUCAGGUGCAUACAGUAUCUUGAGGCAAAGAAGGCAGAACACGAAGAGGGUAUCUACCGGUUGAGUGGUAGCUCGGCUGUGAUCAAGAGCAUGAAGGACCGCUUCAAUGCUGAGGGUGAUGUGGACCUACUAGCCUCGGACGAGUACUGGGAUCCGCACGCCAUCGCUGGGUUGUUGAAAACCUUCCUCCGGGAACUGCCUGCGAGCAUCCUCACGCGCGAUCUGCACCUGCGCUUCUUGUCGGUGAUUGACUUCGUCGAUCCCCAGGAAAGGAUCAGGGAGCUCUCGCACCUCAUCUCUUCCCUUCCCGUGGCCAACUACAGUCUGCUCCGCGCUCUCACUGCGCACCUGAUCCUCAUUGUGCAGAACUCGGGCGUGAACAAGAUGACGAUGCGGAAUGUCGGAAUCGUCUUCAGUCCCACGCUAGGCAUUCCCGCCGGCGUGUUCAGCCUGAUGCUCGGCGAGUUCAACCGCGUGUUCAAUGUGGACGGGACGCUCGAUCAAGAGGACGAGACCGACGGCGACGGCAGCGAAGAGCCUCAGGGCCAAAGCAAUGCCGCGCGGCGGAAUAGCCAGCACUAUUCUGAGGCCGCAGCCGACCAGAUGCUGGGACUCGCUGGGAGGACACUGCCAGUGCAACAAGAAGAGGCCCAGUCCGACGACGGGGACGAGAUCGUCGAAGAAAGCGGCACGGAAGCGACGACAGAGAACGAUUCCGAGUCCCUCGUGGAAUCCUCGGCGGCUUCGAGUUCCGCACACACGAACGGAAACUCGAACAUCCUGGUGGAGCGCGAGCAGACGCCGCCCAACGAGUCGCAAGCCUCGCGCACCCGUGCGUCCGCCCUCGCUGCGAGCCGCGGGCUGAGCGUCGCGACCGACAAGGCGAGCCGGCGGCACAGUCGCAUGAUUGGCCUCCCGCACUCGCCUCGGCCGCCCCCACAGGGCGCGCCUGCGAUGCCCGGUCAGGGUCCUGCGCCCUCAAGUUCGUCGGAGGCGACCUCGAGCCCCCGCUUGGGCGAGGGUCUGGCGGCGGUGCCCGCGUCGCCGUCGCCAUCGGCCGCCCCAGUUUCUCCGCUGCGACCGACAUAGUGCCGCGGCGCUCCGCCGCUGCGAGCGCUAGCUGGUGAGUGACGCACGACGGGGGCGAGUGGCGAUCGCCCUAUGCUACGUACAUAUUACAUCGCAUGGCACCUAUAUGGCACACGACACGUAUGGUUCUCUAUGAGCUUGGUUAGGUGGAGGGGGGCGGGUGGGCUUCGCGAAGGCGGAGUCGGUCGAGAUGCUUUCCUUCUCUCACAUAUUUUCUCUCCUUUUACGUCUAUGGAUCCUCUUAGUACAUAGUUGCAUGUCCCAAUGAUACCCACUGGCGAUGUAUAUCCCGUCCUGCUGAGAUGUAAAUUAUCCUGCCUGAUUGUGUAUGUGCAGAAC